CGGAAGUGACGAUACUGCACUGUUAGCGAUAAACCGGGAGAACUAGCUUCGAGAUGCUAUCAUUGUGGUGAGAUUAAAUACUUUAACAAAUUUAGUCCACUGCAAGUGGGUUUUUUAUUUUUAUUUUUUAACUAACGUAGCUACACUGCUCUGUUGACCCCUUGCUAUAAAAAGGAACCUGAAGCUCGUGAGGGGGGUCGGCAAAUUAUGGCAGAUCCAGCCCGAAUAAAAAGGGAGGACACGCCCGAGAGGGUAGCUCCUGCUAACGAGGCCCAUCUUAAAACGGAAGAUACGGAAAAUGUUCCUGUCAAAGAAAAGCCAGCAGAUGAAAACAAAGAUCCGCCCAUAGAUCAUCCGCAACGAGAGCUCAAACUCGAACCUGCAGCAGGAGAAGAUGAGGAAGUAGGACCAUCUGGCCAGCCACCUUCAAAAAGACUAAAGGUAGAGCCGGAAAAGAAGAAGGAGAAGCGCCACAAGGUUGAUGAGGAUGAAAUACAAAAGAUGCAGGUUCUGGUGUCAUCCUUUUCUGAAGAGCAGCUGAAUCGCUAUGAGAUGUACAGACGUUCUGCCUUCCCAAAGGCUGCUAUUAAGAGGCUGAUCCAGUCCAUAACAGGAUCAUCAGUGUCCCAGAAUGUCGUAAUUGCAAUGUCUGGUAUUGCCAAGGUUUUUGCUGGGGAAAUAGUCGAAGAAGCACUGGAUGUUUGUGAGAAGUGGGGAGAUACACCACCACUUCAGCCGAAGCACAUGAGGGAAGCAGUGAGGAGGCUGAAGAGCCGAGAUCAGAUUCCCAACACCAAGUACAGAAACAUUCUGUUUCACUGAGCUGACUGAGAUGCAGGCUGGAAGAGGACGCUACUUAUCAAAAAGCAGUGAAUUGCUUAUAGAAAAUAUGUAGUGACCAUUUUGUACUAACUGAACAAACUUAGUGUUAGUGAAUAUUUUUAAUAAUGGGAAGAAUGAAAACAAAGCUGGAAAGUGGGAUGCUGUGUUCUGGGAAGAAAGUGGUCAGUCUGACAUUACAGACAGCUGUCAAGUCAAACAUAAAGAUGUAAAUAAAUACCGGUUUUGUACUUA
Messenger RNA from Melanotaenia boesemani (Boeseman's rainbowfish), 1074 nucleotides. RefSeq names its product TAF11 RNA polymerase II, TATA box binding protein (TBP)-associated factor (gene taf11). The transcript has 7 exons. The record is from RefSeq and is a predicted model, not a curated record. Bases 208 to 822 code for a protein of 204 amino acids. Gene Ontology annotation, biological process: transcription initiation at RNA polymerase II promoter; RNA polymerase II preinitiation complex assembly. Gene Ontology annotation, cellular component: nucleus; transcription factor TFIID complex. Gene Ontology annotation, molecular function: transcription coactivator activity; protein heterodimerization activity. Lineage: Eukaryota; Metazoa; Chordata; Actinopteri; Atheriniformes; Melanotaeniidae.